AUGGGUCACGCAGCCGGUCUCCGCGCGGGUACGCGCUAUGCCUUCUCCAGGGAUUUCAAGAAGAAGGGAAUGAUCCCUCUCUCGACCUACCUCAAGCAGUACAAGGUCGGUGACAUUGUCGAUGUUGUUGCCAACGGUGCUGUCCAGAAGGGUAUGCCCUACAAGGUCUACCACGGCAAGACUGGCAUCGUCUACAACGUGACCAAGUCGGCCGUCGGAGUCAUCCUCCAGAAGCAGGUCGGCAACCGAUACAUGGAGAAGCGCAUCAACGUCCGCAUCGAACACGUCCGCCACUCCCGCUCGCGUGAGGACUUCCUCAAGCGCGUCAAGCUCAACUUCGCCAAGCAGCAGAAGGCCAAGGAGACUGGCGAGAAGCAGCAGAUGAAGCGCCUGCCCGCACAGCCCCGCGAUGCCAGGACCAUCAGCCUGAAGGACAACAAGCCGGAGAACAUUACACCGGUACCUUACGAGACAACGAUCUAA
Molecule: messenger RNA, 483 nt
Organism: Ascochyta rabiei
Lineage: Eukaryota; Fungi; Ascomycota; Dothideomycetes; Pleosporales; Didymellaceae
Product: 60S ribosomal protein L21A
Exons: 3
Coding region: 1-483 (160 amino acids)
Biological process (GO): translation
Cellular component (GO): ribosome; cytosolic large ribosomal subunit
Molecular function (GO): structural constituent of ribosome
Source: RefSeq, a predicted model, not a curated record